CAAACCCUCUCUCUCUCUCUUGCCUUUCUCUUUCUUCUUCAUUUCCCCAGCAAGCUUGACCCAAUUGGUAUUUCUGGGUUUCAUGUAAGCAAAUCUCUACAUAUAUACAUUUAUAUAUACCAAUCUGAUCAUCAAACUGCUUAAUCAUAUACAGAUUGAACUCAUUGAUUCUUCUUGAUUAAGAAGAAUGAAAGAGGGUGGUGGCAGAUCAAAGCAUGGCACAAUGUCGCCAUGUGCAGCUUGCAAGCUUCUGCGAAGAAGAUGUGCACAUGAUUGUGUGUUUGCUCCUUAUUUUCCUGCUGAUGAACCCCAGAAAUUUGCAAGUGUUCAUAAAGUUUUUGGGGCUAGCAAUGUCAACAAAAUGUUACAGGAACUACCAGAGCACCAACGCAGUGAUGCAGUGAGUUCAAUGGUAUAUGAAGCAAACGCAAGAGUGAGAGACCCUGUGUAUGGCUGUGUGGGAGCCAUCUCUUCUCUGCAACACCAAGUUGACUUGCUUCAGACCCAGCUCGCCAUUGCUCAAGCCGAAGUUGUUCACAUGAGAUCACUCAGUCACUUCUCUUCUUCAUCUUCACCCCCACCACCAACUACAACUCUGACUGUGCCUUCCACGUCAUCGCCAGAUCAUCAUCACAGUAACUUCAAUACGUCUCCUUCAUCGUCGAGCAGGCUCAGCGCCAAGUCCUUUUUUGCCAUGGACGUGGGCGAGUCUUUGUGGUCGUGCUAGGUAGCUAGUUACAUCGAUCAUAUAGCUUUGGGCUUUUACUCAUUCAUUAGCCUGUCAGCUUAUAUGGCGUGCACGUUUCUUUUUUAAUUUUCAUUUUCUUAUGAUUAUUGUUACUAUCACGGGCUUGCUUUCUUGUUUACCUCGUCACUCCCUCCUUUUGCUUUUUCUCUUUCUAUCACUUUAAGGGAUACCUCUCUCGAUGCUGUUGCUGAUUUAUUAGUUAACCUUAAUGUAAAUGUCUAAACUUGUAAUUAAGAGUUAUCUUCUACAUGGAUUUUA
Messenger RNA from Prosopis cineraria, 1006 nucleotides. RefSeq names its product LOB domain-containing protein 4. The record is from RefSeq and is a predicted model, not a curated record. Lineage: Eukaryota; Viridiplantae; Streptophyta; Magnoliopsida; Fabales; Fabaceae. The transcript has 2 exons. Bases 188 to 727 code for a protein of 179 amino acids.